CCAGCACCCGCCUGGGCUGCGCAUCUCCGCCGCCUGUCGUGGGCGCGAACCAACUCCAUCCAAUCCAUCCGCCGCCGCCACCCCAGGGCCACUUCACUACCUCCUCCUCUCCCUCCUCCACUUGAUCCCUCCGCCGUUCGUCCGUCCACUCCACGCACCACAUUCGCGCGCGCGCACACACGCACACACUCACGCACACGCACACACACCACCCCAAUCUGCCGCUCGCUCGCUCGCUCCCACGUUUCAUUUUUGCAACUUGCACUCGCUACUACCACCUUCGUCCUUCGUUUCCCAUCUCCCGCUGUCAAUCACUACGUCGGCGACACGCCUUCCUUUGGCCUGCGACUCUCACUCUUCUUCUGCAACGGACUCGUCUUUUCCCCCUUCCCCUUCCCCCACCCGCCCUCGUGCUUGGACUCGUCGCGACCCCUUGGACGCCAUUCCGCACACCCCCUGCGAUAAGAGAGGCCCCCCCUGCUUCCGCCUGCCAGUUGCUGCUCGGAGGCACUGCUGCCGCUGCAAGCCUGGCCUACCUGCCUGCCUGCCCGCCCGGUCGCCCACCUGCCUGCUGUGGCAUUUUCCUGAACGCGGCGACGACGACGACGACGACGACGACGACGCCCCCUUUCCGUGACGCCACUGCCUUGAACAAGCCGUUCCCAUCAGCCUGUCUGUCGCCAACUUGGCCCGGCCGCUGCCGCUACAGCGACCAUGGCAAACUCUGGCUUCGGUGCCGCCCUGCGGUCCUUUUGGCAUACCAUGACCAGUUACGAUAGACAUUCAUCAUACGACUCGCCUCACAGAACCGGACGCCACGUCCCGCUACACAACGGCCGCAACGGCAUUCUCACCGGCGUAGCCACCGCGUCCGACUCCCGCGCCGAUGUCAGCUCCCCUUACUUCGACGACGCCGGUCGUUCCUCGCCCGGAAACGCGAAUGGCGCGAGAAGCUCGUCUAACGACCCUUACUCGCCUGGCAUGCGCUCCAUGUCGGCACGACAAUCCGACGGCUUCGAGGUGCAGAGCCCUGGCGACGUCCAGAUGCAAUCCUUCCAGGACGGCCUCCCCCCGGCGCCGCCUGUCAGCCACUCGUGGAAGAGGAUAGACGCGUGGGCGGAGGAGAACUACACGGAGCUGUGGGACCAGCUCGGCGAAGGCGCCACCGUCAACGACCUCAACGACCUGGAGCACCAGCUGGACUGCUCCCUCCCUCAGGAUGUGCGCGACUCUCUCAUGAUUCACGAUGGCCAGGAACGCGGUGGCAUCCCCACGGGUAUCAUCUUCGGCUCAAUGCUCAUGGACUGCGAAGAGAUUGUGCAGGAAUGGGAGACAUGGAGGAAAGUCAACCAUCAAUUUUUGCUGGAUGGCGCCGGCGCCAAGCCUACGACGCCGUCCAAGGCAUUCGGGGGUAGCAACGAGGCCUCAUCAUCAAAACAACGGCCGUCUUCCUCGUCGUCUGGCGGGAACCCGGACGAGUGGCGGCAGAACCUGCUCUCUCGUCAAGACUGCGUCCCUCCCCACGCCGUCCAGAAGGCGUACGCGCAUGUGGGCUGGAUUCCGCUGGUCCGCGACUGGGGCGGCAACAACCUGGCCGUCGACCUGGCUCCCGGACCCGGCGGCCGCUGGGGCCAGAUCAUCCUCUUUGGCCGAGACUUCGACACCAAGUACGUGGUGGCCCGAUCUUGGGCCGCCUUCCUCGCCCUCAUCGCCGAUGACCUCAACAGUGGAAAGUGGUUCGUGGACGAGGACACCAACGAGCUCAAGCUCAGGGAGUUUAAGGAGACGCGCAUCGAGCCCGCCUACUUCAACAUCUUGCGAUGGAGGAUGGACCAAAAGUACGGCCGGCGUGCGGCCAAGCGGGCCUCGAUGGGGCGGCCCCAGGGCGACUCACCUCGCGGCUCGCGGUCGGCGUCGCCGUACGCGAGCCCGGUCGAGGCCAACGGAGAUGUGCGCGGACGGUCUAUGCAGCGCCUCAACGGAUCGUCGCCGCUGGUCAGCCCGAUGCGGCCCAUGAAGGGCAAGGCGCCUCUGAGUAGGGUAACAGAGGAGUCGACGAUCCCCGAGGUGCCGAGCGCCGAGAUCGAGCCCAGCCAGCUGGUGGAGGUGGAGACGCCGAGGGGCAGCGAGGAGGGCAAAAACCCGCUUCGCAUCUCGACAAUGGCGCGAUCCGAGUCAGACCUGCUCAAGGACAAGGACAAAGAGAACGAGGCGCCAUUGAGCAGCAAGGCGAACGGCAAGCAGCCCGUGGUGGUUGACGACUCGAUGAAGACGAUUGAGAUUUGACGGGACGGCGGCCACAAGCCGUGUACACGCACCACGACGGCAUGACGGUUUCUUUUCCGCACACCAGAGGCUGUGCUGACGAGAGACGGGGGACAGAGUGAGGCGGAGACUCAUUACACAUUUAGUACAAUAACUCGCACACAUGGCGUUGGGGGCGUCUCGACGGCCAGAGAGCCGAGCCGCUCGUUGUCGGCGCGGCUGCGGCCGGAAGGCAACUAAAGGGUAUUUUAUCGGCGCGAUGACAAGCAGCAUAAUAUGCCGUCCUAGCCGGUCUUGUUUGUUUUCUCUUACCCGUUUUGCUUUGCGUCUGCGCGCGUGUCGCCUGGCCGUUGACAGCGCCUGACGGGAGAAAUAUGGCGGCGGCGGCGUGUAUUCGGCUUGAGACUCUUCGUAUGAGUGUACCAAUAAACGAUAACGGCCAGGCCCGUCCUUGUCCGCUGUGGCACAGAAUCGACUCUUGAGCGACACGUAUUCGUUUGCAGUGGUCGCGCUGUAUAAAGCACGUCGUCUGAGAAUGACCAUGCGAGAGGGUAACGCACAACAGAGCUUUCAAAGGCAGUCUUUUUCUCUGGUCUGCCUUGUGUGCCUUGCUGUGUAGAAAGUUUGCUACCACGUACGACGUGCUACUCCGUACAUAUAUACCUGACACGCCGGACCGUCGCGGGCAUGGCAGCCGUGGCGUGGUUGUGCGACAGAGGGGGCGACGCGAAGAGACGCUGUGUUGGUGAUGGGAAGUACGACGUAGUAGCAAGUACCGUGGUACAAAUGAAGAAGAAAAAAGCAUUGAGCGCGUCUCUUGGGG
Messenger RNA from Purpureocillium takamizusanense, 3088 nucleotides. RefSeq names its product Cell wall assembly regulator (gene SMI1). NCBI's taxonomy places the organism in Eukaryota, Fungi, Ascomycota, Sordariomycetes, Hypocreales, Ophiocordycipitaceae. The coding region runs from base 715 to 2286 and encodes 523 amino acids. Gene Ontology annotation, cellular component: mating projection tip. Gene Ontology annotation, biological process: cell wall biogenesis; regulation of fungal-type cell wall biogenesis. The record is from RefSeq and is a predicted model, not a curated record. The transcript has 3 exons.